ACUCGGCUGCCAUCUCUGCAGAGGAACAACAGGCUCUGUGACAAAGGUUCCCCGACGCUGCCCGCGGGGACCCCAAAUGUCGAGGCAGGGAAGGAAUGGAAGAAAGCUAUGAGACAUUUGAAGAGGAGUUAGGGCCACCAAGAGCAGAUCCUCCUCCACAGAAGCCUGUUCGACAGACCCGCAGACCAGAAAUGUACGCUACCAGGAAAGUCAGAGAGGAGAUACCACAACAACCGAGAGCAGAACCCAAGACUUCACCGAGGGAGCCCAGCUUCCCCCGAACAAUUCCCUCAGCACCCUUGCAAAAAGGCUUGACCGUCCAAAAUAUGACCCCGAUGGAAACACCGUGGGAGAACGUCACUCUCAACCGCUGUCUGUUUGUGGCCAUUACCAUCCUGGUGCUGACCUCCGGCUUUCAGAGGCUUCACGAAACUCUGCGUGGUCAGGGGACAGCAGAGGAGGAGGAGGAAGUUGGACUGAUAGUGAGACGAUCAAGCACAUUACGACACAGAGGACAACCAGCAGAGCCUGAGACAUCUCUGUGGGACGUCAUGUUUUGGUGGCUGCCGGACCUCGAUGAUGAAGACGAUGAAGAGGACGACGAGGAAGACGAUAACGGAGAGGUCAAAAGAGGAAAGUCAAAAAAAGGGGCAACAGCGCAGACAUCACGUCUCAGAAACAAGCCGCUGACGGACAAAAAACUCAUGAAGCAAAGAGAGGGGAAAUUAAAAGACAGGAGAGCCAAGAAAGCCAGGCACGAAGAAAUCAAAGUGAAGAAAGAAAGAGAUAAAAAGGAGGAACCUGAAGAAGCACCAGAUGAUGAAGAUGAAGGAAAUGAAGAGGCAGAGCCUGAGAAGAACAAAAAGCCAGAGGAAAAGAAAGAAAAGAAAAAGACUCAAAAGGGAUGAGUUGAUUCCUCUGUGGAAGAUCAGAUUUCUUAACAGUUUUCACCUGAAUAGAUUAGACAACAUUAAUUCAAAUCUUUCAAAUACAUGCCAAUCAAGGUGUGCCUCCUGUUAAACGACAGGACAGUCAAUGUGUUACAGCUCUUUGUCGCUUUACUAGUAAGAUGUGAUUUGGUGUAACGGAGUCUUAAGUUAAUUUAAUGUGCUGACUGCUUUAUUUAAAUCUCCAUGUUAUCAUUUGACUCCCUUUACUGUUGAAAGAUCUACAUCUUUAAUAAACUGCUUAUAAAUCA
Plectropomus leopardus (leopard coralgrouper) is the source of this 1198-nucleotide messenger RNA. RefSeq lists its product as uncharacterized. The record is from RefSeq and is a predicted model, not a curated record. Lineage: Eukaryota; Metazoa; Chordata; Actinopteri; Perciformes; Serranidae.